Pyrus x bretschneideri (Chinese white pear) is the source of this 1113-nucleotide messenger RNA. Its product is annotated as EPIDERMAL PATTERNING FACTOR-like protein 6. Lineage: Eukaryota; Viridiplantae; Streptophyta; Magnoliopsida; Rosales; Rosaceae. Gene Ontology annotation, biological process: guard cell differentiation; stomatal complex development. The transcript has 3 exons. Bases 477 to 860 code for a protein of 127 amino acids. The record is from RefSeq and is a predicted model, not a curated record.
AAAAGAAAGAGGGGGAAGAGUGGACUGUGGAAAAGAGGAGGGGUGCAGAAGGUAGCAGAGCAGUAGUUGUUUUAACAUUUCUGGGUUUGGGAAUUGUAGAAAGACAGUAGAGAAAAGCCUGCAAGAGAAUCAAACAACCAAACAUGGCAAUGCUUAGGAUGCGACGACCCUCAUAGAUUCACCCUUCUUUUUUCUGUCUCGCUCUUGCUCUCUCUCUCUCUCUCUCGCUCUCUCUCUCUCUCUCUCUCUCUCUAAAAACUUGCUUAAAUAUUCGAUCCCUUUACUUUUUCAACCUCCACAACAACCACCCCCACUUAAGAGCUGAGAUGACAGUUGCAACAUGGGAACUUAGUUAAUAUGAAAAAGGGUUCCAGAGAGAAAAACAGCUAGAGAGAGAGAGCCCAGAAAAUAUCAGAUAAAGUUGCUGUGUUCUUCUGUCAUUGGUGGAUUUUCUUUGAGCUUUCAUCUUGCUGUUCAUGGAGUUGAAGGCACUUCACAGACUAAUAAGGUUCACCGCCAUCAGCUUUUUCUCAAUUUAUGCACUUUUCACCACCAUCAGCUCCACUACCAGUACAUGCCCAGAUAUUACGUGUACCUUCACGGCUAAACUCGAUUCAUAUUUUCAGGAAUUUGGGAAGCACGGUGACAAAAUGAGGGAGCAGAGGAUGAUGCCUUUGAGCUUGGCUAGGAGGUACCUGAGUGGACCUGGAUCGUCGCCGCCUCGGUGCACAUCCAAGUGCGGCAGGUGCACGCCGUGCAAGCCAGUUCACGUGUCUGUGCCACCCGGGACGCCCGUGAUGGCGGAGUACUACCCGGAGGCUUGGAGGUGUAAAUGUGGCAACAAAUUGUACAUGCCAUGAAAAUAAAUGAAUAUGAUCAUCAUAUGCUUUGUGAUAUUUAUUGUGUUUGUGUUGGUGUUACAAAGUCUCUCUAGCUAGCUACUUUUCUAGCUGAUCAUAUGCUUAUUUAGUAAAAAGAAAGGAUAUUUAUAGGGCUUAAAUUUGUGUAGGAAGAUAUUUAUACAUUAACCCUUAUGAAAUAUAUGUUACGAUAUGUAUGGAGAAUUCAUACAACCGAUUCCGUUUGGUGAAAUAACGUUUGGUUGCUGCUGUA